AUGGUGCAGAAGUAUCAAUCCCCUGUACGGGUGUAUAAACACCCUUUUGAGUUAAUUAUGGCUGCAUAUGAAAGAAGGUUUCCAACGUGUCCUCUGAUCCCUAUGUUUGUAGCCAGUGACACUGUAAAUGAAUACAAGAGCGAGGAUGAAGCUAUCCAUGUGAUAGAACGGCGUUGUAAGCUGGAUAUAGAUGCACCACGGCUGUUGAAAAAGAUUGCAGGAGUGGAUUAUGUCUACUUUGUCCAGAAGAAUUCUUUGAACAGACGAGAAAGGACUUUGCAUAUAGAAGCCUACAAUGAAACCUUCUCUAAUAGAGUCAUUAUUAAUGAGCACUGCUGUUACACAGUUCAUCCUGACAAUGAAGACUGGACCUGUUUUGAACAGUCAGCAAGUCUGGAUAUAAAAUCUUUUUUUGGUUUUGAAAGCACAGUGGAAAAGAUUGCCAUGAAGCAGUACACCAGCAAUAUUAAAAAGGGAAAAGAAAUAAUAGAAUACUACCUGAAGCAGCUGGAGGAAGAAGGAAUAACUUUUGUUCCUCGUUGGACUCCUCCUGUUGCAUGUAAAUUGGAGAGCAGCACAUCCCACAUAAGACGACCAGUUUCACCUGCUAUUAAUAUACCAGACUCUGCCACAAAGGAGGGUUUGAACAACAAGGAGAUCCUCAACACCUCAAGCAGCCCCUCGGAGCCCACAGCAGGAACUCCUGAUGACAAGCUAGAUGCAGAUUACAUCAAGAGGUAUCUGGGUGACUUGACACCAAUGCAGGAAAGCUGCCUCAUUCGGCUGAGGCAGUGGCUCCAGGAGACGCACAAAGGCAAAAUCCCAAAGGAUGAGCACAUUUUAAGAUUCCUGCGUGCCCGGGACUUCAACAUUGAUAAAGCAAGAGAGAUCCUUUGCCAGUCGUUGACAUGGCGUAAGCAGCACCAGGUAGACUAUAUUCUAGACACCUGGAACCCUCCUCAAGUACUCCAAGAUUACUACGCAGGAGGCUGGCACCACCAUGACAAAGAUGGUCGCCCGCUGUAUGUGCUAAGAUUGGGACAGAUGGAUACUAAAGGCUUAGUACGAGCUCUCGGGGAAGAGGCCUUGCUUCGAUAUGUUCUCUCAAUAAAUGAAGAAGGACUGAGGCGAUGUGAGGAGAAUACAAAAGUAUUUGGCAGGCCGAUAAGCUCUUGGACCUGUCUAGUAGAUCUGGAAGGCUUGAACAUGCGGCAUUUAUGGAGACCUGGUGUCAAAGCAUUGCUAAGAAUCAUUGAGGUGGUUGAAGCCAAUUACCCUGAGACUUUGGGUCGUCUUCUGAUCCUAAGAGCACCUCGAGUAUUCCCAGUUCUUUGGACACUGGUUAGUCCAUUCAUUGAUGACAACACCAGAAAGAAAUUCCUUAUUUAUGCUGGAAAUGACUACCAGGGACCUGGAGGACUGCUGGAUUACAUCGAUAAAGAAAUUAUCCCUGAUUUUCUUGGUGGAGAGUGCAUGUGCGAAGUACCCGAGGGUGGGCUGGUUCCCAAGUCACUCUACCGGACAGCAGAGGAGUUGGAAAAUGAAGACAUAAGGCUUUGGACUGAAACAAUCUACCAGUCUGCAAGUGUCUUCAAAGGAGCUCCGCAUGAGGUUCUCAUUCAGAUUGUGGAUGCCUCAUCUGUGAUCACAUGGGAUUUUGAUGUGUGCAAAGGUGACAUCGUUUUUAACAUCUUCCAUUCCAAAAGAGCCCCACAGCCUCCUAAAAAGGACUCUCUGGGAGCUCACAGUAUUACAUCUCCUGGUGGGAACAACGUCCAGUUGAUAGACAAAGUGUGGCAGUUGGGGCGUGAUUACAGCAUGGUGGAGUCUCCCCUUAUCUGCAAAGAAGGGGAGAGUGUGCAGGGAUCGCAUGUGACCAGGUGGCCUGGCUUCUAUAUUCUCCAGUGGAAAUUUCAUAGCAUGCCUGCCUGUGCUACAACCAACCUGCCUCGUGUGGAUGAUGUGCUAGCAUCUCUACAGGUCUCCUCUCACAAAUGUAAAGUGAUGUACUAUACAGAAGUAAUAGGAUCUGAAGAUUUCAGGGGAUCUAUGACCAGCCUUGAAUCAAGCCACAGUGGAUUCUCCCAGCUCAGUGCUGCCACCACCUCUUCCAGCCAGUCCCAUUCCAGCUCUAUGAUUUCCAGGUAGUGCCACAACAGAUGAAAAGCAAAUGGAUGAGAUGGCUGGACCCUCGCCUGUGGCAGCUGACUGCAAUACAGCAUAUUCAUCUGGCAAUUGUGCAAAAACCCCUACCCCACAAAAGCCUUUUAUAGAUAGUAACGUAGCUGUUUGAAUUUUAAACUUAGUGGUUUUGGUCCUUGUUAGAUACAACAGCUUGUCUCUUAACUUUAACCCUUUUUCCUAACUCAGCCAUAAAUAUUUUUGCAAGUGUGCUUGUACAGAUCCUAACUCUGAACACAAGGGCUCUCAUGAAAGGAAAUAUAACCAGUGUGUCAGUUAAGAAUAAUUUUUUUAACCGUGUAAAUGUUAAAGAGCAAAAAAAGAGAAAAAACCCUACCAAAAAUGCUCCGUAGUGCAUUAGAAAUCAACUGCAAGUCUCCUGUCAGGACAUUCCUUGCCAUCUUAAGAAAACCCCUGUGAUCUUCCAGUGCUGCAAACUGUUCUCCCUUUGCCACUAAGUGAUGUCCGAGACAAAAAGCAGUUGCUGGAUACUUGACUUUGUGAGUCCAUUUUUUUCAAAGCACGCCCACAGAGCU
Molecule: messenger RNA, 2717 nt
Organism: Mesitornis unicolor (brown roatelo)
Lineage: Eukaryota; Metazoa; Chordata; Aves; Mesitornithiformes; Mesitornithidae
Gene: SEC14L1
Product: SEC14-like 1 (S. cerevisiae)
Exons: 15
Coding region: 1-2148 (715 amino acids)
Biological process (GO): negative regulation of RIG-I signaling pathway
Cellular component (GO): cytosol; cytoplasm
Molecular function (GO): RIG-I binding
Source: RefSeq, a predicted model, not a curated record